Harmonia axyridis is the source of this 3374-nucleotide messenger RNA. RefSeq names its product tyrosine-protein kinase Src64B (gene Src64B). Gene Ontology annotation, biological process: protein phosphorylation; innate immune response; cell surface receptor protein tyrosine kinase signaling pathway. Bases 267 to 1853 code for a protein of 528 amino acids. Gene Ontology annotation, molecular function: non-membrane spanning protein tyrosine kinase activity; signaling receptor binding; ATP binding. NCBI's taxonomy places the organism in Eukaryota, Metazoa, Arthropoda, Insecta, Coleoptera, Coccinellidae. The transcript is spliced from 5 exons. The record is from RefSeq and is a predicted model, not a curated record. Gene Ontology annotation, cellular component: extrinsic component of cytoplasmic side of plasma membrane.
GUCAGUCUGUUUGGGUCAGUCCGACUUCGGGAUCGGUCCCGCAGCCUACGUCGAUCGUCUGCGGAUUCGUCUGAACUUGUCGUUCGUUAACCGGAAAACGCGAGUUGCUGUUAAUUUCAUUAUUUCUUUGUGUUUUAGUGUGAAUGUUAUGGAAUCUUUGGAUAAUCGUGGAUUGCUAUUCCAGGAAUUGAAGUGAGGUUUUCGCGAGGUUUUAUUGGUUCUUUUUUGUUCAUUUGAUAUAAUGUGAAUCCAUCAAUCAAGCAACCAUGGGUAACUCCUGCUGCUGCUGUGGCAGCAAUCGUUCUCCACCAGAACGUAUGAAUUUUACUGGCAUGAAGGUGGCAACGACGGAGUCGAAUCAUAGGAAUAUAAGCAACGAUAGAUACGCACCUGAUCCACAACGCGUUGAUAUUAUCAGAAAUCGAUCAACGCCCAACAGGCCGGCAGUAGGACUUGCCAAAGGCAAAAUCGUCGUUGGUUUGUACAACUACGAAACUCGAGAUAACACAGAUGUGUCCUUCAAGAAGGGGGACCGUAUGGAGGUCAUCGACGAUUCUGAAGGGGAUUGGUUUAUGGUCCUCCACCUUCUCACCAAGGAAAAAGGAUACAUCCCUAGUAACUACGUUGCUGGGGAGAUGAGCGUGGAGAGUGAAGACUGGUUCUUCGAAAAUAUAUCAAGAAAAGAAGCGGAAAAACUUCUGUUGGCUGACGAAAAUCCAAGGGGAACAUUUUUGGUCCGUCCUUCAGAACACAACCCUAAUGGAUACUCAUUAUCAGUAAAAGAUUGGGAAGAAUACAGGGGUCAUCACAUAAAACAUUAUAAAAUAAAACCACUGGAUAAUGGAGGUUUUUAUAUAUCGACCAAUAAAACUUUCGAUACUCUUUCAGAACUAGUUAACUCAUAUACAAGAAACGCAUUUGGAUUAUGCCAUGUCUUAUCCAAAUCUUGCCCGAAGCCAGAGCCUACUAUGUGGGAUCUUGGGCCGACAUAUCGUGAUAAAUGGGAAAUACCAAGAAAUGAAAUCGAACUGUUGAAACGUCUGGGCCGAGGGAACUUUGGCGAAGUUUAUUAUGGAAAAUGGAAGAACAAUACCGAGGUAGCAGUUAAAACGUUACGGGAAGGCACAAUGUCAACACAAGCAUUUUUGGAAGAAGCAGCGAUAAUGAAAAAGUUCAGGCAUAAACGUCUAGUGCAACUUUAUGGUGUGUGUAGUGAAAAAGAACCUAUUUUCAUUGUUCAAGAAUACAUGUCCAAAGGUAGUUUGCUAGAUUUCUUGAGAGAAGAAAAAGGUAGAAAAGAGAGAGAAGAAAAGGAAUUAGUAGGUUUUGACGAAUUGAUUUACAUAGCUUUCCAAAUAGCUAGUGGUAUGGAAUAUUUAGAAACUAAACAAUUAAUUCAUCGUGAUUUAGCUGCAAGAAAUGUUCUCAUCGGAGAGAAUAAUAUUGCGAAAAUUUGUGAUUUUGGUUUGGCCAGGGUAAUUGAGGAUAAUGAAUAUUGCCCCAAGCAAGGAUCGCGAUUCCCUGUCAAAUGGACUGCCCCAGAAGCUAUAGUUUAUGGUAAAUUUUCAAUCAAAUCAGAUGUAUGGUCGUAUGGAAUUCUACUAAUGGAAUUGUUUACAUAUGGACAAAUUCCUUAUCCAGGAAUGCACGGUAGAGAAGUUAUCGAAAUGGUUGAAAAGGGCUACAGAAUGCCUAAACCUCCAUAUCAAGUACUCCCUGAUGAUAUUUACCAAAUAAUGUUGAAUUGCUGGGACGCUCGUCCUGAGAAUAGACCCACGUUCGAAUUUUUGACUCACUACUUCGAAACUUUCAAUGUGACUUCAGAAGUACCCUAUAGAGAAGUUCCAGACUAACAAUUGAAAUAAAUUCAGGAUUAUGUUUUAAAUCACUUAUUCAGUUUUUUGAUAUAAGAUCUCAUACUCUGAUUUAUAGAGAGCUUUCAACGUUACAUUACUUUUUGGCAUGAACAAUAGUUAGUGUGUUUUCUGUUGCCGGCAAAUAUUUUUAUACAAUUGGUGUUCAGAAAAAAAAAAAAGAGUUAGAGUAGGUAUUGAAGACUUUUAAUCUAACAUUGGAAAUGUGUAUAUUUCACUCUUUUUUCCAUUGCAAGCAUUCAAGAUUAACAAAUUGUCGUCAACAUCAAAUCUUUGAAUAUUUAAAUAGAAAGAGCUACCUACUGUAACUCAUAAUUUUCACGCUCAAUAAUUUAUGUACCAUUAGAAAAUCUCGAACUGCAUUUUCUUGAAUACUCUUCAAGUUGUCUCUCAUCACCUGAGCUGUUGAAUUAUGUUGAAUGAAUUUAUAUUUUUAGAACAUUUGAAAAGAUUGAAUCAACUAAGAGCUGGUUGUAUGAGCAUUUCAAAUUGUUCACUGUUUGCCUACAUCACAUUUCAAAUUGUCUUUUUAUCAAUAUUGAAAUUAUGUCAGUGAAUUCAAAUUACCAUUUUAUUAUUUUUUACUUCUACUUGAAAAGGUGCUGAUAGAAUAUUUCUAUUGUGAUGUUCUGAUCUACAACCAACUCUUUAAAUGUUCAAAUAUUCAACUCGAAUGAAAAAAUGAAAAUACAAUCUAAAUUUUCCAGAUUUCAUUUGAUUUUUAAUCAAACUAGCCCAAGGUGAAAUUAAAACAAAAAAAUAUUGUAGGUUAAUUUAAAAUGCCAUGAGAAGUGUACAGUGCAAAUGACAUACGACAAGUGACCUAUAAUAUUAAAUUUAUCUUUUAUACAAAAACUUUUGUACGAACUAUAAAUUAUACUAUCUGGCAAGGACCAAAAAGUAAUUUGCUCUAUGCUAACCACUUAGUUCCUAAUUUCUUAAAAUAAUUGUAAAAUUAUUUAUCCCUAUCCGCCCACAUAUAAAGUAUUUACCAUAAACAUCAUACCCUCUGCUUGAGUUUAUCGAACAAUUUCAUACUGGAGAUACCUAAUGAUUAUUGAACUGUUUAAUAAUUUUUAAUUCCAAUUUGCAUGUUUGUGUGCUUGAUGAAUGUGUGUACGUUUUAAAGUAUCAAUUAUCUUUUUUUAUUUGAUGUCACAUGACUUGUUUGAACUCAACUAAGAACUGUGUUGAAAAAACGACAAUCCAUGAUAAGGUUUGCUUAGUUUGAUUAGCUCCCAAAUAAAUGAUGAAAAAAUAUUGUGUAUAUUUGAUGUUUUACUGAGGUGAUAAUGUGCUUUUGUGUAUACUACAAUUGUUUCAAUAUAUAUAUUUCUUUAGUCUAAAUGUUUGUUAGUCUUUUUAUAUAUAAUAAAUAGAAAAUGAGUCAAACCUUAUUUUUUUCACGGUUUGAAUACAGCCAUAUAUGAUUUUUUGAAUGAGAGUCUUGUAAAUACAUACAUGAUAAAAAAUAGAAAUAAAAUGUGCUACUCAAUCGAU